AUGUCGGGAAACCCGGGCCAGCCUGGUGCGAGCAGCACCACCCCAGGCGCCCCAGGCGCCCCAGGCGGCGGCGGCGCAGGAGCAGGCGCGUCAGGAUCUUUUUCACAGCAGCAGCAACAGCCCGCGACGACGACGCCCGGUGCAGGUGCUGCAGCUCCCGCGCCUACACCCGUGAGCCAGACACCUAUCCCUCCUCCGACGACCGCGACGCCCGCGCCGGCACCGGCUACCGCGCCAAUGUCGAACCAGAAUCUGAACCAAAUUUCGGAAGGCGCCCACGGUCUAGUGACGUCCGGCGGAAGUGCCAUAUCUGGGGUUACGGACUACCUCUUGAAGCGUGGCUACACGCGUACAGAGACCAUCUUCCGGCAGGAGUCGUCGCAUUUGGGGCCGGAUGGUCGUCCUAUCCACAACAAGGUGGACGACCUAGGCCCGCGGAAGUAUCUGAAGGCCUUCAAUUUGCUGCGCGAGUGGGUUGAAAACAACCUCGAUAUUUACAAAUUCGAGUUGAACAAGCUCCUCUGGCCCGUGUUCGUCUAUUCAUGGCUGGAGUUGGUCACGCAGAAUUACUCCGAGGACGCCAAGAGCCUCCUCAACAACCUAAAGCCGUACUUCGAGAAUGUCCACUCGGACGACCUGAAGACGUUCUCCACGAUCACUCUCGCUCUGCACGCGAAGGAAAACUCUACUACCAAGCUUUACCGCGAGAACAAGUACCGCAUCCCGCUUAACCAGCACAUCACCGGCAACCUCUUCCACUUCCUGGAGCGCGAGCGGGACAAUGGUGGCUCAGUCAUCCUGUACAUCCUCUCGACCUUCUGCCACUUAGACUCCACCGCCCGCGGGCCUAUUGAGCCUUUCAGCUUCGAGGCCAUCUACCGCCGUAGCCAGAAUCUCGACAUCGACGAGAUUGACUUGCAAGAGGGUAUCCCCGGAGUCUUCACUGGCAUCUCGAACAGAGACCUGCUAGACAAGACGGUCCCUCUCAAGCUAGGUCCCCUUCCCAUGGAGGAGGACCUCCGUGAAGAUGUCAGAGCCGAGCUUCAAGACGAGGACGCGCUGAACCCGCCGCCCGAAGGCCGGUCUACUCUGGUCGAAGAGUUCGACCGCAAGAUCAAGCGAGAGGAGAGCGCAGACGGCCCCAACAGAGCCGAGCUUCCUCUCCCUCCGUCUCGCGCCCGUGAUGUCGUCAUGGAGAUGCAGAAAGUUAGAGAAAACCGUGACCGUUUCAAGAUUGAGGGACGUACCGGCGGCGUCGGCGUCGCUGCUAGCGCGUGCAUGUUCACAUUCCACAACACGCUCGGAAGCGUAUCAUGCAUGGACUUCUCCAAAGAUCACGAAAUGGUUGCCAUUGGCACCACGGACUCCUACAUCCGCGUCUGGCACCUCGAGGGCAAGCCCUUGAAGUCGAAGAGAGCCGACGAGAAAGACUUCAAGUUCAACAACCGCAAGUUGAUCGGUCACUCUGCCCAGGUCUUCUCAGUCUCCUUCUCUGACGCCAUCGCCAAGCUUGAUCAUGCGCCAUUUGGCGAGGAGGGUAAGGGCGAGGGUCCUAUCGAGACCAGCUCCAAGCUCCUGCUGUCUUGUUCGGCCGACGGCACUGUUCGUAUCUGGUCCCUAGACAUCUGGGCUUGCGUCUGCGUCUACAAGGGCCACGACGGCCCCGUCAUGAGGGCCGAGUGGGGGCCUCAUGGCCACUACUUCUUGACCGGCGGCUGGGACAAGACGGCUCGAGUCUGGAUGCAAGACCACGCUUCUGCACAACGCAUUCUCGUCGGCCAUGACUCGAGCAUUUCGGCAGUCGCCUGGCAUCCCAACGGAACGUACGUCUUUUCGGCCUCGGACGAGACGGACAAGUCGAUUCGAAUGUGGUCUGUCAUCACGGGCCAGUGCGUCCGUGUCUUUACAGGCCAUACGGAUUACAUUUCGGCCAUCGAGUGUGCACCCAAUGGCAAGAUCUUGGCCACGGCUGACAACAGCGGCAAUAUCUUCUUCUGGGAUAUCCAGAAGGGCUCGCGCAUCAAACGGUCACGUGGCCAUGGCAAGGGCGGUAUCUGGUCCCUAAGUUUCAGCGUCGAGUCCAACGUCCUGGUCUCUGGCGGCCAAGACGGCACGGUCCGUGUCUGGGACGUCGAUCUGCCUGCCGAAGGCCACAAGGUUGUGCAACCGCAGCCAGGCACGGCACCCACGCAGGAGGGAGGUGAUACGAUCGUCGCCGCCACGGGACAGACGGAGCGAGCCAAUGCGAGCGGUCAAGGGGCGACUGGCAGUGGUUCCAACGCGCCCGGGGGCAGCAAGAAGAAGGGCAAGGAAGUGAUGAUUACGCCCGACCAAAUCAGCGCGUUCCCGACUAAGAAGACACCCGUGAUGAAGGUGCAGUUCACACGCAUGAACCUGAUUGUGGCUGGCGGUUGCUACGAUCCUGACCGCUAA
Colletotrichum higginsianum IMI 349063 is the source of this 2433-nucleotide messenger RNA. RefSeq names its product WD repeat domain-containing protein. Gene Ontology annotation, cellular component: transcription factor TFIID complex. The transcript is spliced from 5 exons. Gene Ontology annotation, molecular function: protein binding; RNA polymerase II general transcription initiation factor activity. Lineage: Eukaryota; Fungi; Ascomycota; Sordariomycetes; Glomerellales; Glomerellaceae. The record is from RefSeq and is a predicted model, not a curated record. Gene Ontology annotation, biological process: transcription initiation at RNA polymerase II promoter. Bases 1 to 2433 code for a protein of 810 amino acids.